AUGAUUAAAUUCAAUAAAACAUUUUUCUUCGUUGUUCUAUUAUUUUUGACUUUUAUUCUUUUAUUUUUAUCAACCAAUAUUCAACGAACAGUAUUAAAUAAAAGUCAAGUUGAUGACUAUGAAUUAUCACGUAUUGAAAGUGAUGACUUUUUCUUUGAAACCAAUAAUGACUGGAAUCGUCGAAAAGAAUUAUUUCAUCUUCAACAUAAUCGUAAUCAAUAUUUUAAUAGCCCAAGCAUGUUUUUUCAAGAUAAUUAUGAGCCAACAUUUUCCUGUCGAUUCGAGCAACGUCUCGGUAUAAAUGGUGAUGGCGGAAAAUGGAUAUGUGAUGUUUAUCGUUUGAAACAAUUGAAAUCCUGUUUAAUUUAUAGUCUUGGUUCAAAUGGUGAAUUUAGUUUUGAAAACGAAACGAAACGGUUUUUGCCCAACUGUGAUAUACAUACAUUUGAUAUGAAAGUAUUUAAUUGUACAAAUAUUUGUACAUUUCAUCAAGUUAAAAUAGGUGAUGGAAUCAAUGAAACGAAAACGUUACGAAUGCUUAUGUCUGACUACGAUCAUACUCAACGAUCUCUUGAUAUCCUUAAAAUUGAUGUUGAAGGUAGUGAAUAUGAAUUCUUCGACGAACUAUUUAGCAAAAAGGAUCAUGUAAGUGAAAAUAUACGUCAGAUACUUGUUGAAAUACAUCUAUCAAGGAUACUGAAGCAGGUUAAUAAUGUAACGGUAUAUGAUUAUGAAAAAAUUCAUCGACUAUUCGAAUUAUUUCAUGAAAAUCAUUUUGUUAUAUUUCACAAAGAAGUUAAUUUAUACAACCCACAUAAUGCAUUCGAAUUUAGUUUCAUAAAAUUAAAUAGAAAAUUUUUCGAAAAUAAUAAUCAAUCAACAACGCCAUGA
Rotaria socialis is the source of this 891-nucleotide messenger RNA. The record is from the annotation of a GenBank genome assembly. NCBI's taxonomy places the organism in Eukaryota, Metazoa, Rotifera, Eurotatoria, Philodinida, Philodinidae.